Sinocyclocheilus rhinocerous is the source of this 4355-nucleotide messenger RNA. RefSeq names its product filamin-A-interacting protein 1-like. Bases 341 to 3931 code for a protein of 1196 amino acids. The record is from RefSeq and is a predicted model, not a curated record. The transcript is spliced from 7 exons. Lineage: Eukaryota; Metazoa; Chordata; Actinopteri; Cypriniformes; Cyprinidae.
GUGAGGGGUCUCUCCAGAUGCUCUAAACUGUCUCUGCGUACCGUCUUUCCCUCAUCCAGGACCUUGAAUAGGCAAAAGAAUCAUUCUGCUCGCUCAGACUUGGAUAGAGGACAAUACAGUUCUCACAGACUGUUAGUGCUCGGACCGUCUCAGUAGGAACAGAGGACAACGUAAAGACCGGACCACAAGAAGGAGCGUCUUUGUGAUGGUUUAUUCCAGGAACAGACGGACAUUAAAGUGGACGUUUCUUUUGAUACGUUUUUGAAGUCUUCGCUGACUUUGACACAAAGUCAUCUGUGAACGGAUACCUGUAACUUGGGACCAUAUCAAAAAGGUGAAGAUGAGGUCCAGGAGCAGCGAUAUGGAGGGGCCAGAGAACAGACCACUGAAGCCGCUCGCUAAAAUCCACAGCACUGAGAAACAGAGAAGCAAACAAGAGCUGAUGAAGAAGAAAAGCAAAGCUCGGGAGGAAAAAGAGAGCAGUGAGGAGAAGGCUGUUUCUGGGACUUUGCAGAAGCCUCAGAGGCCUCGCGAGAUGCAGCAGAGGAGAGCCGGACUGAUGGACCUCUCCAAAGAAGAUCUCAUCCAUCUGCUGGGAGUCAUGGAGGGAGAAGUUCAGGCCCGUGAAGACAUUAUCCACAUGCUGCAGUCUGGCAGAGCACGACCUGAAGUUCUGGAGGCUCAUUACGGAUCUGCGCUUCCAGUCAAACCUCUUCAGGCUCUGCAGAGAGACAGUCUGAUGACCAGCGGAGACUUGAUUCGAGACGACGUCUAUGAGAUCCCUAUGAUAGAGCUGGACCGUUUGGAGGAGAAGCAGCGUGAGACGUACAGACGGAUGUUAGAGCAGCUGCUCUUAGCCGAGAAAUGCCACCGACGCACCGUCACCGACCUGGACAAUGAAAAGCGCAAACACGUCGACUUCAUGAACAAAAGCGAUGAUUUCACCAACCUGCUGGAGCAGGAGAGAGAGAGACUCAAGAGACUGUUGGAGCAAGAGAAGGCAUACCAGGCUCGCAAGGACAAGGAUCACAGCAAACAUCUUGAGAAAGUUCGGGAGGAGCUGGUUAAGUUGAAAUCAUUUGCCCUGAUGCUGGUGGAUGAAAGGCAGCUUCACAUUGAACAGAUUGACCAGGAAAGACAGAAGAUCCAGGAUCUCAGCAAGAAGCUACAUGAAAAAGAGCAGCAGUUGGAGCUCAUCAACAGCAAAGCUAAAGAAGACAGUCAGAGGAUCCAAAGGCUGGAGCUCGACCUAGAACAUAAGACCUCCAAAUCUUCACAGGAACAUGAGGAGAUGACCGCCAAGCUGGCCAAGCAGGAGUCUGAAAGUCGACAGCUGCGUCUGAAGCUGGCCAGCAUUUCACACAGGAUUGAGGAGCUGGAGGAGGCCAAUCGUACGCUGCAGAAGUCUGAGGAGGACCUUCAGGACCUGCGGGACAAAAUAAGCAGAGGGGAGUGCGGGAACUCAAGCCUCAUGGCCGAGCUGGAGAACCUUCGGAAGAGAGUUCUGGAAAUGGAGGGCAAGGAUGAGGAGAUCACGAAAACAGAAGCACAGUGCAAGGAGCUAAAGAGGAGGCUUCAGGAUGAGGAAAAUCACAGCCGUGAGCUGAAACUAGAGGUUGAAAAACUGCAAAAGAGGAUGGUGGACCUGGAGAAACUGGAGGGAGCUUUCAAUGUGAGCAAAUCCGAAUGUGCCCAGCUUCACAACAACCUGGAGAAAGAAAGAACCUUGACAAAGAGCUUGGCGUGUGAGCUGGAAUCAGUUAAAAACCAUAUCAAAGAACUUGAGUGCUCAGAGUCGAGGCUGGAAAAGGCUGAGAUGGGUUUAAAGGACGACUUGACCAAACUAAAGUCAUUCACGGUGAUCCUAAUGGACGAGAGGAAGAACAUGGCAGAACAAAUCAAACAGGAAGAGCAGAAAAGUGAGGAGAUGAACAAACUGUUUAAAGCUGAGCAAUGCAAAGUCAUGGAGGUCACAGAAAAACUGAUUGAGGAAAGUAAGAAGCUUCUUAAGCUGAAGUCCGAAAUGGAGAUGAAAGUGUCCACUCUUACCAAGGAGAAAGAUGACCUGAAAUCUAAACUUGCAAGUGAAGAAGAGAAACGAAAGGAUCUCAGUAUAAAGUUAUGUCAGAUGCAAACUAAAAUGGAUAAGCAAGAGGAAGCUGAGUGGGAAUCUUCAAGAAACAGAGAUAAUGUAGACAAAGUUGGGUAUCCCGAUGAGGACAACAAGGUUAAAGAGCUCACAAUGGAGAUUGAGAGACUCAGGAACCGACUUAAACAGCUUGAGGUUGUGGAGGGCGAUUUGUUGAAGACAGAGGACGAGUACGACAUGCUUGAGAAGAAGUUCAGAACCGAGCAAGACAAAGCCAACGCUCUUUCCCAGCUCCUGGAGGAAAUGAAGACGCAGAUAACCAAGAACAAGGCCAUAGAAAAAGGAGAGUUGGUAAGCCAAGAAGCUGAGCUGAGACUACGCUGCAAGAUGGAGGAGGCCAAAACAAGAGAUCUUCAGUCCGAUGUCCAAGCUCUAAAAGAGAAGAUUCAUGAGCUCAUGAACAAGGAGGAUCAACUAUCUCAGCUUCAGGUGGACUACACGGUUCUCCAGCAGCGGUUCAUCGAAGAGGAGGAUGAAAAGAAAAACAUGAGUCAAGAAGUUCUCAAACUAACCAAAGAGUUAGAAGCUACAAAGCGUUACAGCCGUGCCCUUAGACCCAGCAUGAACGGAAGGAGGAUUGUGGACGUUCCUCUCGCUUCCACUGCAGUACAGACCGACGCAGACAUGAACGAACACAUCGAAGACGAGACUCCAGCUGUGUUCAUCCAGAAGUCUGUUCUAGAGGAAAAUCACCUCAUGAGUAAUCUGAGGCAGAAAGGUCUCAAGAAACCGACCGUGUUGGACCGUUACCCGCCGGCGGCUGCAGAGUUGGGGACGAAGAAGUCUUGGAACCCUUGGAUGAAGACGAAAGAAGCAGUUACUAUCACUCAGGGAGUUCCAUCAACCCAGGAGGUCAAUGGAAUAACAUCACGGACAUCACCAGAACUAACCAUGUCUCAGAAACCCGGUCAGCCUCUUCAUAUUAAGGUGACUCCAGACCAUCAGAGCAGCACUGCCACGUUGGAGAUCACCAGUCCACGUGCUGAGGACUUCUUCUCCAGUACCACCAUCAUCCCAACUCUUGGGCUCCAGAAACCACGCAUAACAAUCGUUCCUACUUCUAUGCUGCCAAAGUCCAAAACCAAUGAAGGGCCAGCUGAACGGACAAAGUCUCCAGUCACUAUAACGGCCAUCUCCAGAGCAAAAUCUCCAGAGAAGGGUAAAGGCUUCUACUCGGAGCAUCCUGUUUCUCCUCUGUCCAUCAUAACCGUUAGUGCAACUCCAGUCUCCCAGACAUCCAUCUCCCCAGAACCCCAUGAGAUGACCAUGGGCAGGGCCGUGUUCAAGUUGACCCCUGAAAAGCAGACGGUUCCAACGCCCAUCCGGAAAUACAACUCCAAUAUUAUAACCACAGAGGACAACAAGAUCCACAUCCACCUGGGGUCACCAGGGUUCAAGAAACCUCAGGAUGACAGAAGUGGCUCAGUUACGGUUUGGCCUAAUGGUAUAAGUUCAGACAGCAGAGAGAUGCCAACAGGGACAGUUCUGCGCUCUCCCAGACAGACGUCAGCUAAUGUUGGGAACAUGGUCCAAGGCAAGAUGACCAGCAGCAUCACAAUAACCCCCAUCACCUCGGCCCCAUCCAGGUCUACUCAAUCUGUGCACGGAACGGAUGUGCAGUCAUCUCGCUCCAUGGCAACACGAAUCCCCAUGUCAAAAGGUAUGAAAACCGGGAAAGCGGUCUUGUCCACGACGUCACGCUCUGAGAGCCAGUCUAUGAAAAUUGAACUGAGGAAAUCUGCAGUUUGCAGCUCUGAAGCCGGAGCCGGAGGAAAGAGCUAAGAUUGGCUCAUGAUAAUGUGGCACUGAAAUUUAAUCUAAGCACUACAGAACUGAAUGAAAUCUGAACAAAAGUGUUGCAAUGUAAAACAGAGCAAUCAUUGGCACUGGGGCCUCCAUUUCUAGAUUGAGAAACAUUAUUGCAAUAUUGUAAAUACUGUAUGUCAAAUCAGCCUUUAUGAAUUGUACAGACAUUUAUAACUGGAUCUCAGACAGUUGGAAUGUGUGCAUUUGUGUUUUGUGCUAAAACAUUUGAACUAACCCUUCACAAUUUCUUUUAGUAUUUAUUUUUCCAUUACCAUUUCACUAAGGUUUUAUUCUGUAAAACUGCUUGUGGAGGUUUCCAGGGGGGUGGAAAUAUAUUGUAUUAAAUGCCACUGAAUGAAUUUUCUGAUUCCACUUAAUAAAUAUUUUUCUGUCUUCAGAA